Molecule: messenger RNA, 2277 nt
Organism: Anoplopoma fimbria (sablefish)
Lineage: Eukaryota; Metazoa; Chordata; Actinopteri; Perciformes; Anoplopomatidae
Gene: hibch
Product: 3-hydroxyisobutyryl-CoA hydrolase
Exons: 14
Coding region: 68-1216 (382 amino acids)
Biological process (GO): L-valine catabolic process
Cellular component (GO): mitochondrion
Molecular function (GO): 3-hydroxyisobutyryl-CoA hydrolase activity
Source: RefSeq, a predicted model, not a curated record
AGGAGAGAGCCAAGAGCUGUACCUGACAGUGCAGCCACUCGCCACAGGACAUAAGUCAAAGAUAAUAAUGUCCUUAACCAUUUUGACAUCCGCUUACAGGCUGAGGUCCCUCUGCAGACUGCAGCGAAUCCAGGGCCACAUGAUGUCUAGUCAGGUGGAUCCAGGGGUUCUUCUAGAGAAAGUGGGCAGCGCAGGUGUGAUCACCAUAAACAGACCCAAAGUCCUGAACGCCCUCAACCUGACCAUGAUCCGACAGAUCUACCCUCAGCUCAAGAAAUGGGAAAAUGACAAUGAGACUGACAUUGUGAUCAUCAGAGGAGCAGGUGGAAAAGCCUUUUGUGCUGGUGGGGACAUCAGAGCGGUCACAGAAGCAGGGAAAGUUGGAGACCCUCUGGCAGAGGACUUUUUCCGUGAGGAAUACAUUCUCAACAAUGCUAUUGGAGCAUGCAGGAAACCCUACAUCGCCCUUAUUGACGGAAUAACAAUGGGCGGGGGUGUAGGUCUGUCGGUUCACGGACGGUUUCGAGUGGCCACUGAGAAGACGCUGUUUGCCAUGCCAGAGACUGCCAUCGGGCUUUUCCCUGACGUUGGAGGCGGCUAUUUUCUGCCGAGGUUGCAGGGAAAGCUGGGACUGUUCCUGGCCAUGACAGGCUUCCGUCUUAAGGGACGUGACGUGCAGAGAGCUGGAGUCGCCACUCACUUUGUAGAGUCUAAGAAGAUCCCAGAGCUGGAGAAGGAGCUGGUGGGCUUGAAGUCUCCCUCUGCUGAAGAUGUCUCCAGAGUGCUGGAUUCAUUCCAGAACCAGAGUGGUCUAGAUUCUGAGAAGCCCUUCGUGUUGGACAAACACAUGUCUGAUAUUAACAGGCUGUUCAGCUCCAGCAGUGUGGAGGGCAUAGUGCAGAACCUGAAGGCAGAUGGCUCAGAGUUCGCCAACAAACAAGCUGAGACACUGUCCAAGAUGUCUCCCACGUCCCUGAAAAUCACCUAUAAGCAGCUGCAGGCGGGUGCAACUCUGAGCCUGCAGGACGUGUUGGUGAUGGAGUAUCGACUGAGCCAGGCCUGCAUGAGGGGCUGCGACUUUUAUGAGGGCGUACGAGCCGUGCUGGUUGACAAGGACCAGAGUCCCAAGUGGAACCCUUCAACACUGGAGGAGUUGUCUGAGCAGACCGUGGACCAGUGCUUCUCCUCGCUGGGAGAGAAAGACCUGACGUUCUGAUACUUCCCACCGGCAAACACACACCAUUAGAAAGACUGUUAUUUUAUGACAAGCACAUGCAUACUAGUUUGACUCCAUACUGUUCAAUACUGGGUUGACAUUUUACAGUAAAACAAAAAUGCUGCUCCUCUGCAGCUAAGGAAAAGGUCUGAUUCAUGUUCCUAGUCUGAAAACUAAAAUAGUAGCAGAAGAGGUAGCUUACAGAUGCCCUGUGUGUCACACAUGAAAAAUGUUUAGUGUAAACUGGCUCUGCAGUGGGAGUGGAGUGUUUUUUUUAUUGUACAUAAGUUGUACAGCAGUAACUCUCUUCUGCUGCAAAAGCAAGGACUCUGCCGCACAGCAGCAUCAACACGAGGACAUGGGAGGAGAAAAUGAUCUCACCACUGAGUGCUUUAUUACAUUUCCUGUGGGUGUUUGUUGAUGUGACAUGGAUCGGUAUCGUCUGUAUUUCUGCAGUGUGGUCCCUUCUUCUACUGCAGAUAAUGUAUUAGCUGUAUUUCUGUAGUUUUUUGUCUUUUUCCAGUAUUUUUUCUUUUCACUAGUAUCUGUACUUUUUCAGAUGUAACAUAGAUGAAACAGUUUUUUUUCUCUGACAUAUCCAAUACAAGUGUCAGAUUUAGAGGAAUAUCAAUAUUUUUUCUAAAUGCAUUUAUUGUUACUUUGCAUUUGAGAAAAACGUGUGUGUAAUAUAGUGUGUUUUUAAAUGAACUUCAUCUGAUGGACACAUCACUGUAUUUCAGUCAGUAUCAGAUCGCCUCGCUAAACACUAGUUCUCAAUAGUUGCAUUAUUCAUGAGCCAACAAGCACAUGGACAUCGAUGCUGGAACAGAGGCCAAUAAAGAGAACUGAUAGUGCAACAGAAAACAAUGUGUGGUCUUUGUGAAGAAUCAGAUUGUGCUUUAAAGAACUACGUUUAUUGAGGGCAUGAUCUUUUAUGACCUGCUUGUAAAGUGUUCUUCUGACACAGUGACGGUUUGUUAUCAGCGUGUGAGCACAAAGCUGCUGCUCAGAUAUGCAGUCUGGAAAGUAAGCAUUUGUUUUAGUUCCAUGUUGGGUAAUAA